This is a messenger RNA of Papaver somniferum (opium poppy), 1992 nucleotides long. RefSeq lists its product as uncharacterized. The transcript has 2 exons. Lineage: Eukaryota; Viridiplantae; Streptophyta; Magnoliopsida; Ranunculales; Papaveraceae. The record is from RefSeq and is a predicted model, not a curated record. Bases 508 to 1992 code for a protein of 494 amino acids.
CUUUGUCCAGAUUACUUACACGUGUCUUAUGUGGACGGCUCAAGAUGUCGAGCAUGAGAUUAUUACACGUAGCACAGGCUAAAUGACUAUUUUAUCCUUCGUGGGAUUGAAAACAGUUUGCAACUUUGUAUCGUUUCAUUUUUUUUCUAGGGUUUGCUCGUUCUCUCUGUCCGCUCUGUUCUCUAGUGGAAGAAAUUAGGGUUUGGGUCAGUUUUCAGCGGGAUUUUGCUUAGGUUUAGUGUCUGAGUAAAGGGUUGGGGAGCGAUCGAGAUUCAGAAAAAGAAGGGGAAGGACAAGCAGCAGAUAUGGUAUGAUUGCAAACCCUAAUUUCGUUUUUCUGAGUUGAAUUAGGGGUUUUCUCUUAGGUUUCUGUUUCUCUUUCUUGUACUUUUUUUCUCUUGCUCUAUGUCCGCUCUGUUCUCUAGUGGAAGAAAUUAGGGUUUGGGUCAGUUUUCAGCGGGAUUUUGCUUAGGUUUAGUGUCUGAGUAAAGGGUUGGGGAGCUGAAGAUGAAGAAGAAUAAGGGGAAGCACAAGCAGCGGAUAUGUGACCAUACAUAUUAUCCAUAUAGAGAUAUCAGUGUGUUUGUUGUGAAUAGUAAACUUAAUUUGCUAUUCCCUCACAUGGAUAGAGAUAGAAUUGACCUUAAGGAAUUUGAGAAGAUGUUGCGUGUUAAGUUGCAUCUUGAUGAAACAGAAAUUCCAAAUUUAUAUUGGACCAUAGACCCAUGUCUGCCUGAGUAUUUGGUUACAAAUGAAGACUUGUUUAAGUUUUGGGAGCAUGCUGUACCUGAUGAUAAAGGGUUCAUAUGUUUACAAAUGAGUGUAAUGAAUUCAGAAUUUAGGAAUGACAAUGACUUCAUUAAGGAUGCAAUGGAACAACCAGUAGUAACAAUUGAUGAGACUCCUAAGAAGGCACCUAAGAGGAUUGCUAAGAAGCCAGUUUCAAAGGAAAAGUCAGUAAAGAUAUCACCUACAAGGAGAUCACCAAGGUUGCAUGCUCAAUCAAAGAAUGAAAACUCAAAUGGAGGAGCAUCUAGGAAGUUGUUGUUCAUGGAUCUGUUAAAUGAAGUGGAAUCUCAGGGUUUUUCUUGCCUAAGUCAAGCCACUGUUGUUGGUUCUAGCAGUACACCAGUUGAUAGCUUUAAUCAUGAUUACUGGGUUGAUGAAGUAAACAACACUGCUGCAGGGGAUAACACUGAUGCAGGGGAUAAGACUGAUGCAGGGGAUAAGGCUAAUGCAGGGGAUAAGACUGAUACAGGGGAUAAGACUGAUGCAGGGGAUAAGGCUAAUGCAGGGGAUAAGACUGAUACAGGGGAUAAGACUGAUGCAGGGGACAAUAGUGAUGGUGAUGAUGAGGACAAUGUGGUGCUAGAGAACACUACUGUAGAUGAAUGUCACCCCAUUGAAGACCCAAAUGCUCCAUAUUUCUCAUUUCUUUUAGGGUUAGGGUUUCAUUUCUUUACUUUAACUUUCUCAUUCCUUUUCUCUUCUUCUUAUCUUAAUUGGCAGGCAUCCAUGGACAUCAACUUAAAGCCUCCUCCUUAUCAAAGAAAAACUGGAAGACCAGCAAAGAAGAGGAAGAGGAGCUAUGAUGAACCUGAAACUGUGGUGAAGAAAAGGAAAUGUGGAAAGUGUGGAUCUACUGCUGGUCAUAAUAAGAGAACCUGUGCUGGUGGUGAUGUUGGUAAAAACCCAACUGGAUUCAUGCCAAGCACCGAGUAUGAUGCUGCAAACUGCACCUUCACUAGUAGAGAUCAUCCUGAAAGUAGCAGUGCAAGGGGUAAAGCAAAGGUGAACAAAUCCAGAGGUACAUCUUCAUUUGUUGGUGAGUCAACAGGACCUAAAAACUUUGGAAGAGCACCAACAGAACCUAGCACCCAUGGAUCUACACAAGAUGUUCUGAAUUUCAGUCAGAACUUUACUGGUAUUGGAUCUGUUAGUCAACAUAUUCCUGUCACAAAGGGAAAGCAAAGCAAGGCUAAGAAGAAGUAG